Messenger RNA from Fukomys damarensis (Damara mole-rat), 1650 nucleotides. RefSeq names its product TLC domain containing 3A (gene Tlcd3a). Gene Ontology annotation, biological process: lipid homeostasis. The transcript is spliced from 4 exons. Lineage: Eukaryota; Metazoa; Chordata; Mammalia; Rodentia; Bathyergidae. The record is from RefSeq and is a predicted model, not a curated record. Gene Ontology annotation, cellular component: endoplasmic reticulum; membrane. The coding region runs from base 67 to 762 and encodes 231 amino acids.
CCAUUUUCCUUCGCCUGGCGGGGAAAGUCAGGUUGCGAGAUUGGCUUUGUGCUGUCCGGAGUACUGAUGGAACGCGCUUUCUUUCAUUUUCCUUCUCUGCCCCACGUUAGGGUGGUUUCUUCAGUGCAGGCUGUGCUGGCCACUGGGGCAGGGAUCAUCAUCAUCCGUUCCUGCAGCAACGUGGUCUCAGACAGGCACUGGCUUGCCCGAGAAUACGUCUGGUUUUUGAUUCCUUACAUGGUCUAUGACUGCUAUGCCAUGUACCUCUGUGAUUGGUGCCGAAACAAAGAGCAGAAUCCUGGACACUCCUUCGUUUUUCGAAAUUUCCUGAGUCAAAACUGCCUUAUGAUCACACACCAUAUGGUUAUUCUCUUUGUCCUUGUGCCGGUUGCACAGAGUUUCCGGGGAGAGCUUGGAGACUUCUUUGUUGGCUGCAUAUUCACAGCAGAACUGAGCACUCCAUUUGUGUCACUGGGCAGAGUUCUGAUUCAGCGAAAGCAGCAGCACACCCUUUUGUAUAAGGUGAAUGGAAUUGUCACACUAAUAAGCUUCUUUUGCUGUCGGAUCCUUCUUUUCCCCUUCAUGUACUGGUCCUAUGGCCAACAAGAGGGAUUAAGCCUGCUCCAAGUACCAUAUAAUAUCCCUUUCUUCUGCAAUGUGGCCAAUGCCUUACUCAUCGCUCCCCAGAUCUACUGGUUCUCUCUGCUGUGCAAGAAGGCACUCCGGCUCUUUGACACUCCCCAAGACAAAAAGGAUGGUUAAAGAUCCCCAGAAGUUGGGCAGUGAGUGUCUCCUCACAUUAGCUGCCUCCUCCACUCAGUAUUCCAUGGACCAAACUGUGCCCCAGGUGGCCUCAGUCUUUUGGGUAUUGAUAAGCGAUGGCUCUGAGUUUUUCUUUAAAAAUAUUGCUAUUACCUCCCUCUUCUAACCUGCCUUUUUGCAAAAGCACUUUUCAUUGUUAACAGCUAUUGGGUGCUGUCAGCUCUCUGUUAGCAGCAAAGUUGUUUUACUAUAAGCCCAGGGAUCCUUCCUUGGGUCUUCUCUCAAGAGCUCUGGGAGGCUGAAGCAUGGGACACAGAGGUUGGUAGAACACAGUGCUAAGUGUCUGGGCACUCACCUAUAUUAGUGGCUACCUACUUUCCCAAGUACUCAGGGCAGUACCCACAGUACUGGGCCAGCAGAAGCAAAUGAUGACUUGGUUCUUAAAAUGUCUUCUUGCAUCAUUGGCCUGGGAAGAUCAUGGUGGGUAUGUAGUUUUUAUUGUUUACUAGAUAGUCCAUUAACAGUUCUUUGCUUCAUCCUGUCAUCCAUGUGUCACCACUGAAUUCCCAUGUUUCAGAAGUAUCAGUGGCAAUGGGUAGGAGGAAGGGCUGGCAACAUGAAGCAUUUGAGUAGGUAGGGAGGCCAAGAGAAGUUGGCACAAUGUUGGCAGGCUGACUUGGUAAAAGACCAGAAUUAAAGGUGUGAGCCUGCUGCAAGCCGUCACAAAUUCUAUUCCCAUUUUAGUAUGACUCCUCAUGCCUAGUUUCUCCUAUAUCCAUAUGUAUAGGAGAUACAGGGGCAAGCCAGGUGUACCAUAUGCCUGUCAUCUAGCACUUGGAGGCUGAGGCAGGAAGUUGGCAAGUUUGAGCCUAGCCUAGGGAACUUAGA